AUGCGGCGCAACACGAUGGCCAUCAUCGAUGGCUUCAAUCGCAUGGACACGCUGUCGGUCCUGGCCUUCCGCGCCCCAAACUUCACCCGCGAAAUCCUGCCCUCGUCGCUGGGCGUGCCGGUGCAGGACUCGGCGGGCUUCCAGCGCUCGCUGAACAUGUCGCGCGCCGUGUUCCACAGCUUUAGCCUGGUGGUGAACGACAUGCUCGAGGACGGGCCCGCGCGCAAGGUCUGCCUGUGGCUCACGGCCGAGGCCAACACGGUCGCCGGCCCUUUCCGCUGGGAGAUGGUGUGGAGCUUCAAGUUUGACGAUGCCGGCCGCCAGGUCGUGCACUGGCGCGAAUUCGUCGAGUCCAGCGUCAACUUUGCCGACUUCAUCCCCUCGAUGAGUCCGACGCCAUUGCCCACCGUCUGAGCGAACCCCUACGCGCUGCUGGGGUUGCGGUUUGACGUUAAGAGUGCUAUGUGGAGAAGUCCUGA
Aplosporella prunicola CBS 121167 is the source of this 479-nucleotide messenger RNA. RefSeq lists its product as uncharacterized. Lineage: Eukaryota; Fungi; Ascomycota; Dothideomycetes; Botryosphaeriales; Aplosporellaceae. The record is from RefSeq and is a predicted model, not a curated record. The coding region runs from base 1 to 414 and encodes 137 amino acids. The transcript has a single exon.